AUGGCGAAUGCAUACAGCGAAAGCGAUUCUUCAUCAAUUUGUAGCGAUUGCAGUACUUCAUCGUCUGCUCUCAGCCAAUUUAUUGCUGCCGAUUACGAUAGUGGUGAUGAUGAUGAGUUAUUCGGCGAUGUUGGGGAUCCAGAGUCAGUUCCUGGACCGAUAGAACCCUACAUGUUUGAACCCGUACCUGAACAAGUGGAAACACCCGUGACCAGCAUGUUGGAGACGGAGGCCAUUAUUUUCAAGCACUGUCACCCACUGAACACUAUAAAUGAAGAGCCUACCUACCUACCAGUACCAUCGCCAACUAUCUACCGGUGCCACUGCGACAACUGCCAGAUCCAGCAAAAAGAAGAUGAAUGUACGUGCUGCCACGAGAUCCAAAGGGUCCAAGACAAGAUGGCAGAGAUAGAGGCCGAGGGGACAACAUGUAUCAUCCAACACCCAGUUUGCCUGGACCAUCAUGUCCUGCAGGUGGCCUGGCUUCAAUACAGACAGCAGUAUGGUCGGGCAGCAUAUGAUGGGCCGUAUGAGAAGAGGAUGCGGCACAUAAGCUACAGACAGUUAGCGAAGUGGUGUUGGGGGUUUCUGGGGCGGGAUGUCCGUGUGGUUUUGCCAUCAUGUGCAGUGAGUCGGACAAGGGCACAGUUCAUGCCCCCCGUACUCGAGGAGGAUGCUGAAUUCAGAGGUUUUCAUCACGGGGACUCUGACUAG
Molecule: messenger RNA, 714 nt
Organism: Lineus longissimus
Lineage: Eukaryota; Metazoa; Nemertea; Pilidiophora; Heteronemertea; Lineidae
Exons: 3
Coding region: 1-714 (237 amino acids)
Source: RefSeq, a predicted model, not a curated record